Messenger RNA from Aspergillus ibericus CBS 121593, 2351 nucleotides. Its product is annotated as Zn(II)2Cys6 transcription factor. NCBI's taxonomy places the organism in Eukaryota, Fungi, Ascomycota, Eurotiomycetes, Eurotiales, Aspergillaceae. Gene Ontology annotation, molecular function: DNA binding; zinc ion binding; DNA-binding transcription factor activity, RNA polymerase II-specific. Gene Ontology annotation, biological process: regulation of DNA-templated transcription; DNA-templated transcription. The record is from RefSeq and is a predicted model, not a curated record. The transcript has 4 exons. The coding region runs from base 89 to 2206 and encodes 705 amino acids.
CAAAGCAUGCAACAAUGAUGGCUCGAUGGCUCCAUCGGAUAGUUGAUCCCUGAGUGAACUAUACUCGAAAUUACUCUUAUGCUUAGCCAUGCCGCAAUCAAUGAGACAGACCCAGCGAGUCCCACGAACAUGCAUCCAGUGUGCUCGUAGGAAGAUCAAAUGUUCCAAGAAAAUCCCAUGCGACGAGUGCAUUCGUCGCGGUGAUACUGCGACCUGUAAGCGAGAGGUUGUCAAAGUCCAUGGCAAGGUUACUGUCGCAGUUGAUGAGGAGGCACAAAGUGAUAGCCCCGAUGGUUCAAGCCUAUUACGGGAAAACCUGAGCCUCAAGACUCGGAUCAGGCAGCUGGAAUCUGUUCUCUCCCGGCCUGAAAUGCUGAAACUUGAAACAGACAUCUUCCGGGUCUCCCCUGCUCCAGAAAGGUCAGAGUCGUCAGACAAGAUUCUGAACGAUUUUCAAAGCCUCCCAUUCGGGCUUUUGGUGAGAGCGUCGCAAGUCUCUGGACGUAUCAUACACCCACGAGAUGACCAUCUACUACCCAUUUUACCUGACCGGCACUGGAGUGAGACAAUCGUACAGUUUUCUCUGACUCAUUUUGCAUGGGUUCAUUGCGCUCUAGAACCUUCUGAUUUCAUCAAUGAGCACUGUGAUUUCUGGGAUCGCAUAAUCCAUAGCAGAUCAGAAAGCCCGAGGAACCAUGCCUGGAUAGCUGUGUACCUCAGUGUGCUGGCUGUAGGAAUAUACUUUAUAGCCGAAGAUCAGAGCCGCAGAAUUUGCCUUCUUCAGGAAUCACUCCCUGUCUGUUCUCCUUAUAGAGCAUUGCUGCCCAGCAGGAAACCCACGGACCUAUGCCGCACUUGGUGCGAGGCUGCUUUGAAGGAGCUCAACUAUGCGAGUUACUUGAGCAAACCUAGUAUUUCGACAGUCCAAGCGCUAGCAAUCUUGAAUAUCGUGCACAAAAAUCUUGGCGAGUCAAGCCGCGAAUAUACUUUGCAUGGUCUAGCCGUCAAUGUCGCUCGUUUAAUUGGAAUUGAUCGUCUUGGGGAACACCACGAAAGAUUAACAUGCCCCGUCAAAGAAACAGGGUUAAUUCGGGAACAUCGAAAUGUUCAUCGACGAUUAUGGUGGACACUGGUGAUCUGCGACUGGAUGACUGUAUGGUCACGCCCGAUUUCAAUACACCCUGAUUCUUUUACUACCGUAUUAGAAAUCGAGGACGAUCAGAGAAACUCCCCAAAUAUGGCCGGUGCAGCUAGCCAUGUUACAUCUUCAUUUGAGUAUCACAAAGCGAUGGCUCAACUUGCCGCCACCAUGCAGAACCAUGCCCGAUCCAUCAACGAGUGGACAACGGCAGCUGUGCAAGCCUCCUUUGAGGAGCUUGACUCUAUAGCCGCAUCCUUUCCACCCCACCUUUCCUAUCAUGGACCCGAUGACCCCGUACCCCACAUCGAACCAGGGCUCGAAUGGAUCCACGUCCAGCGCUACCUGAUUUGCAACUGCUUAGACUCCUGGCGUAUAAACCUAUGUGUUGCCUUGAUCCCACAACUACUCAACAACUCAGCCAGUGAUACCGUGCAUCAGAACGGCAUUUUAUGCGCAAAAGCCAUUCUAUCCCGCAGAUACCACGACCCAUGCCCCUAUUUCCACAAGUUCUGGGCAGUAACAUGCUCCACCGUCACGGCUGCUAUCUUCCUCGCCCUGGACCUGAUCUGCUUCCGCCAUCUUCGAUCAUCUACCGAAGUUACAGAAGAGAAAGAGCUCAUCAUGUACAGUAUCACUCUCAUCGAGCUCUCAUCCACAGACACACGACACGACGCCUUGCUCGUCCUACAUCGUCUCAUCAAUCUGCACGAGAUCCUCCGUCCCAGACCAUCAAUCGACCAGCGCGUAUUCGCCAGAAUCAUGAAACUCGUCGCAUCUCCCCGCUUAUGGGCAUCACUUUCUGACGCCGAAGCAACAUUGCGAUUUCUGUUCACGGAUGCGUCUGAGACCAGUAAAUCGUUAUCAGAGAGUGAUGAACAUAUGCACGGCGGGGAUGCUCAUGAUACAGCUUUUGGAGAUAUACCAGACAGUCUAGGUCGAUUUGCAGUGCAAGCGGAGGAUGAACCUCGCUUCGAGGAUCUGUUUUCUUCCGAGCUCAUUGAUAUGUCGCUGCCGUGGCUGGAUCCUGCUACUUUGAUGACGUUUCCGAAUGAGGUGACUUAUUGAGGCUAUUUAGAGGACUUGGUUUAGAUUUCGGGAUUAUGUAUCUCUUGGUAUUGUUUUGUUUAUUUGUACCCUCUAUCCAAAACAUACGGGUAUAGAUAGACUGCAUCAGAGUAUGACGCACCUACCAGAAUAAAUACACUACAAC